Messenger RNA from Cladocopium goreaui, 1701 nucleotides. Lineage: Eukaryota; Dinophyceae; Suessiales; Symbiodiniaceae. The record is from the annotation of a GenBank genome assembly.
AUGGAAGCUUCUGCGCUGGUGAUAUGGCUGCAUGGAUUGCAAUCCUGUGCUUGUCACAUCCAGCAGCUACUUAUCGCAACCAGGAUUCGGUACCAUUUCCCCUGGGUCAAAUGGCUGUUGCCAGAAUCAGAGAUUGGAGAAUUGACGAUGCUUCCUCAAAAGAGACUCAAGCGUUGGUUCGAUUUGCAUCGACAGCCUAUCAUUGACGGAGAGGAACAUGCGGGCAUGCAGGAGGCUAUCGACCGUAUCCACAGCUUGCUACAAGCAGCUGUAGAUCGAGGAUUUCCUCCGGAGCGCAUUGUACUCUGCGGUUUCAGCCAAGGAGGAGCGUUGGCGUUGCAAGCUGGCCUCUCCUUCCCUCACACUUUGGCUGGCAUUUGUUCUGUCGCUGGAUGGCUAUCUUCAGGGAUGCCGGCAGCUGAGGCAGCUGAAAGGUGGGAGAUGCCCAUUUUGAUGUGCCAUGGAUUUGAUGAUUCCAUGGUUCCCAUUGAAGUGGCUCGAAGCAGCUGCAAAGCCUUGGCAGCUUUGGGCUACAAGAAGGUGAAUUUGAUUACUUUCAAAGGAUUGAGACAUCAGUUGAGCACCUUGCAAUUUGAAGACAUCAUGGACUUCUAUCGGCAGCUGCUUCCACAAAGACUGGAAGAACCCUGCCCAGUAGUCUCGAUUCCGCGGCCAACUGGGUGCAUUGUUUGGAUGCACGAUGCUAGCAUUGCCGGAGAUGUAGACGAGCACAUUUUAGUUGGAAGGCUGCAUCAGUGCCUGCCUGAUGUGCAAUUGAUUCUUCAACGGGUGCCUCCAUGCCGCGAGGGCAAGAGCUUUGGAAGGACAUUGCUGGAUGAAAUCACAGAGCAACUCCGAAAGGCCAGCGCGGGAGGAUGGCCAUUGUCCUCGGUGAUUCUGGGUGGUUUCGGUGCCGGUGGCACUGCUGCGCUGCUUGGAUUGCUCUUCCCACAGCUUGCUGGGCUUGUGUCAUGUUCAGGUUUCCUGGCAGAUUGCUUCCCUGAGCAACAAGCUGAGUCUGGAAGUGACCAGCUCAUCCUCUUGACGCAUGGAGUGGAGGACAAGAUCGUUCCAAUCGCUUCAGCUCGACAACAACGAGAAGCUCUAGGCUCUUAUGGUUAUCGAGGAGUGUCCUUCAGCGCCUUUCAAGAUCUGGGGCAUCAUUUCUCUGUCGAAGUUUGGGACAAUGUCAUUGAAUUCGCAGAGAUCGCCUUGGAUCGCGAAAAUCAAAUACUACAGGAUCCCUACACCGACGGCCGACGGGGCCUUCCAUUCCUUAUUGAAAUUGACCAGCGCUUGGGGCUUCGUGUACAUGACAUCAUUCUGUGCAAAGGCCUCUUUCUGCUGUUGGACAUUGAUGAUCAAGGAUUCAUCGACGUGGAGGAGUUUAUAGCUGGGUGUUGCAGAAUUCAUGGCCCAGCCAAGGCUAUCGAUCUGACGACUUUGAUGUGCCAGGUUCGGAAGUUGCAUAUGGAGCUCCGUGACCAUGCGCAGUGGGUUGUGGAAUGCCUGUCAACAGCUGGAUUUGUGAAUAGUAUGUACGGAGGCUCACCCAAAAACCGCAGGGCACCCAGCUUCGGUUUGACGGCACACCCAGAGAAUGCCAUGGAGGCCAUUUCACAUCAUUUCGCUUUGCCGCUUUGCCUUUGCAAUUUGAAUCUGCUUGCGGAGCAGCGUGAGCACCUGUUUUUCUUGGGCUAA